UCAAGAGAAAAUAACCACCAUUUUUCUACAUGUGUCACAAAUUCUUCGUCAAGAAACACCCAGUUUGUCAAAGAAAAAGCAACCUCAUGAUAUGGAGAUUGGUACUGUGCUAUCAACAUGGCAUGUAAGAGUUCAAGAGUCAUCAUAUGAAGUGGAAACCAUAUCGACCAAGACAACGAAAGCUUGAAUCAAGAGAACAGGUAGAUAGAGGCCGGAAAAAGAGGCAAAUGGGGAAGCUUUGCAAAUUGUCAGAAGAGAUGGUCGGGCAAUUCCUUUCAAGAUUGCCUCCUAAAGCAUUGAUGCGCUUCAAAUGUAUUCAUAAGUCGUGGUACAAUCUAAUAACUUCCCCUAGCUUUAUAGCCAAGAACCUUUCUAAUUCCAAGAACAACAAGUUUGCGUCCACCACUAGAAUCCUUUUCAAGCGUACUGUCCUCAAGGACAUUAAGGAUAAGAAUGAAAUAUUUUAUGUCCUUAGGGACAACAACAAUGAUAGGAGAGACAUUUUCCUUUCUUUACUUGAUCUUUGCAACGAUAAUGAUGGUGAUGACCAAAACCUUCAUUCUGUUGUCGACGACCUUAUUGUUCCACUUCCUUUUAGUAUAUGUCCGUUUAGUUUACAAAUUGCAGGUCACUGUGAUGGGCUUAUUUGUCUUGUUAAUAUUGUUAAUGAGGAGGUUGCUUUGUGCAAUCCAGCGAUAAAGGAAUUCAAAUUUCUUCCUAGGUCUUCCCUUCUUCUUCCUCGCAGACAUCCAGAAGAUGAUGACGGCAUAGAAUCGGAUGUAAAUGCUGUCGGAUUUGGCUAUGAUUCUAAAACUCAAGAUUACAAGAUUGUUAGAGUUAUAACAUAUAUUACAGGGAUUGCUUAUACACUUCCUUCUAAAGCAGAGGUGUACACAUUGAGUUCUCAUUCUUGGAGAGAGAUCAAAAUUGAUAAAGAAUGUCACGUCUUUUGGACUCCUUCAUUUGAGAUACACUUCAGGGGAAUUUAUUAUUGGAGUGCACUGACUUAUCCUACUCCAGGAGCGGAUAAGGAAGCCAUCUUUGCAUUUGAUAUGAGUGAAGAGACAUUUGAAGAGAUACCGAUUCCAGAUGGUAUUUGUGCCAGAGACGGUAUUAUUAAGUUCCUUGCUGUGUGGAAAGAAUCUGUUGCUCUUAUUUCUUGCAAAGGAGAUGGUCCUAAAUCCUUCGAUAUAUGGGUAAUGGAUGACUCUAGUGGGAUUAAAGGUUCAUGGACAAAACACUUGGUCAUUGGACCUAUAGAAUGCGAGAUUCCAUUGGUAUUUUGGAAGAGUGAUGAGCUUCUUUUGGUUAUCUCUGAUGGACGUGUGGUCUCCUAUCACCUUGGUAACAAAACUAUCAAGUAUCUUCCGAUUCAUGGCGUGGAAGAUCCCCAAUACAUCCAAGCUGUUGUUUGCGUAAAUAGUAUGAUUUCAGUUAAGAAGACCAAAGGUUGAGGCAUGCAUAGAUAUACUUCUAUAGAAUGAUGUGGCCCAACGAAUAGGUCCAUUUAAAUUGAUUGGACCUAUCUUUUUGCGAUGAUAAAAACGGGUCUAAUUAAUCUCAUAUAUUUUUGUUGUAUAAUUAAUCAACUCUGAAUAAGAAAAACAAAAACAAAAA
Molecule: messenger RNA, 1617 nt
Organism: Rosa rugosa (rugosa rose)
Lineage: Eukaryota; Viridiplantae; Streptophyta; Magnoliopsida; Rosales; Rosaceae
Product: F-box/kelch-repeat protein At3g06240-like
Exons: 1
Coding region: 147-1454 (435 amino acids)
Molecular function (GO): protein binding
Source: RefSeq, a predicted model, not a curated record